GUUGAACAUGGGAUUUUUUUUUCAGUUUAUAGAGUAGAUAUCGAUGGAUAUAGUCAUUUGCUUACUGGCUGUUAUACACCAUGACAAGUGUUGCCAAUGCAGUCUGGUUGACUUUUGUUGCAUUUUUAUGGGGAGCUACCAACCCAUUUAUUAAACGGGGCAGUGCAGGAAUUGAAAAAAUCAAGAGAAAAAAUGCAGCUCUCCAGUUCCUUGCUGAAAUAAAAUUUCUAGUAUGCAGCUGGAAAUACAUGGUUCCCUUUUUGAUUAACCAGAGUGGAUCCGUGGUAUACUAUCUAACAUUAGCAUCUGCAGAUUUGUCACAAGCUGUCCCCAUAACAAAUUCAUUAACAUUCUUGUUUACAACAUUAUCGGGAACAUUCCUAGGAGAGAAAGUUGGAGGGAAAGAGACCUACCUAGGAAUGCUGCUGGUGAUUUUAGGAGUCAGUCUCUGUGUAAUGGACAAAGCUUCUUGAAGCCUGUUUGGAUAUGGUCUCAGUCCUACUGAACGAUUUUCCUCAUUCAAGUUGCAAACUGUUGCCCCACUGUAAAUGUGCCGAUGGCAGUGUGGGUGUGGAGUAUUUUUGUUGUAAGGCACUAGUAAUUAACAGUGCUCAACAUGUAAAAUUGAUGUUUUCUUUUCAGUAUUUAAAAAUGUAUACAUAGAUCACAGUAUCAUUUUACUUGGUGACUGUAUUAUAUUGGUAAUAUAUGUCCUUUUUACAAAUGUACUUACAUGUACUUAGAAGUUACACCUUAAAUCAAAUGUUUCAAAGGGUAUCUAUACAUAUAAGUUGAUGUGCAUUCCAACUUGUGUCAGUAUUAUAUAUCAUGUUUUGACAGAGCUGAAGUAAAAAAUUAAAAUACUUUAGAAAUGGAGACAUUGGUGCCAAGGAUGUAUUUGUCAGAUUGGAUUGGCACUUGAAGUGGCUGGUGAAUCUUUUGUUGGACUGAGGAGCAGUCUUAUUAGGAUGCAUUAUGUGAGGUAAAAACAAAAAUGGCCCAGACAAGAACAUUUUUGUCAUGUUGAACUAAAAAAGACACACACUUUAUUGCCAUUUUUGAGUUCUGAGUUACUGAAUUUUGCGUCACCCUUGUAACGAUGCUGAAGAUGGAAACUGGUGAAAUUUUUAAAAUUAAAAAAUUGGAUCAUAAGUUGAAUUUUUCUCAGCAUAUUUUGAUAGGAUAAACACUAACAAUUGAGGAAAGAUGUUAAAAUUUCCAAAAUAUUUUGAUAAAAUUAUUCAUUUAAAGAUCUUAAAUGAACUCUAUGCUUCUAUAGCCAUACAUAACUUAAGGACAUUGCUUAACAUUAUUUUUAGAGUCAAACAAGUUAAAUGACCUCUGAGAAAAGACAUUAUGCAUCCUGACGUAUUUCUAGAAUUGGAGCAUACACUAUCUUUUAACAUGUAAACCACUGUAUCUUGAACUCUUUCUCUCAGUCAUGUUUGACUGAUCAGAUGCAAAUGAGAAACCACAUAAUCUGUGAUAAAAUAAGGUCCAGCACCCAUUUACUGGGUUAACUGAAUACAGUAUGAGUGCUCAUGUUUUAUUGUUAUACAACAUUGAAGUCCUCUUUUUUAUAUACUUCAGGGAAAAGGAUCAAUAAAUGUUAGUUUACAAUA
Messenger RNA from Lingula anatina, 1622 nucleotides. RefSeq names its product transmembrane protein 234. NCBI's taxonomy places the organism in Eukaryota, Metazoa, Brachiopoda, Lingulata, Lingulida, Lingulidae. The record is from RefSeq and is a predicted model, not a curated record.